Parnassius mnemosyne (clouded apollo) is the source of this 8433-nucleotide messenger RNA. Lineage: Eukaryota; Metazoa; Arthropoda; Insecta; Lepidoptera; Papilionidae. The record is from the annotation of a GenBank genome assembly.
AUGGGCUCGCAGACUUUGGAAAUUCUGCGUCAGGGUGUUUGGGCAUCAUUGACAGGUGGCUGGUUUUAUGAUCCCCACCAGAAUUUGUUCUGCAACACUGUGCACUUGUACAUCUGGUUGUUCUUACUGUGCCUGCCAUUUUCUGUUUACCUGUAUUUCCCACCAGCAAGUGUUGGAUGGAUCAUCUACUGUGCUCUUGUAGCUCUAUUGUUCACAUGCCUGAAGCUUUUGAAUCAUGGCCUGCACCACAUGUAUGACACAAAUGAGUGCAUUGUAGUCCAGCCUACAGGAGAUCCAGCAAAUCCUUAUGGUGGAUCUGCACAAGAAGAAGGAAUAGAGAUGAUGAGGUUGGGUGUAGCUUUGGGAAAUGCACUGGAGAACGACAAUGAGUCUGUCACAUCAUUGGAAUAUCACAAGCCCAAUAAUAGUACUAUAGAUUUAAAAGUCGAUGUCCAUCGCAAAAACAGCUCCGAAUCCAGCAUAGAAGACAGUGCUAUGUCGUCAAAACCAGUGGAAGCGGUCGCAGCGACCAAAUCAGAUCUUUGUGCAAAUCAAACAUCAGAGAUGCCUGGGCCUUCCAAAACCCGUCCAACUAACAGAAGCCGCUCCAAGUCUGGCCACAAAAGGGAACAUAGAACUAAAACAAGGAGAACACAUGCUAACCGAAUUGACGAACUGAUUGUUGAAGAAAGCUCUAGGAACCAGAUGUUCGCGAAUAACCUUCCAAUGCAUGUUUUCACCGAGGAUGGUCCCUUUGCAAAAGUCAGCCGCAGAUAUCAUGAGUGUCCUCAUAGACGUGGAUCAAGCAACAGAGAUUUCUUUAAGGAAUGGUUGUACUUAGAUGCUAGAGAUACCAAUGGUGAUCCAUAUAAUUCAAAUGCAGUUCGUCAGCUCAGCUCAGAUUCCAGAGACAACUCGGAACCAAGUGUAGGGCCACCCUCACCAAAGAAAAGGACAGCGCAUAGAAGAAGGUAUAUAAAUUACCCAGAUGAAAGUUGCACCAAAUCGGCAAUGGCUUUAGCUACACAUCCGUGUAACAUGAGAAGGAAUUCUAAUUCAACCAUGUCAACUAUACAGUUGCCACUUUUGAACUCAACAGCACAAUUGGUUUCUCAUAUGAGAAGGCAUUCAAAUAAUGCUGAUACUGGGUUCUUUGCUAGCGUUGAACUUGGAGAGUAUAUGAUGGUAAAAGCAGAACCACCGACAUGUGAUGUUGAUAAAGCUAAAGGCAAAAGUCCUGGAGUUAGAAGGAUAAAGAGUGCCGCACUAGAAAUAGGAUGUCCACCUCCGAGUGUUUCGAACCUUUCCCCCCAUCCUAACAGUGCAGAAACUAUUGGUGGUCAGGUUUUAAAAAAUCCUAAAAAUGCUGUCAUUCCCCCUCCCAGCAAAUGCCUGACACGCGGUCCUCAUUUAAACCUUUACCCAAAAGAUGAAUCGGGAGAAGGCUGUAGUUAUCCAUAUCUCACAUACGGAUCGGAAAUUGUGUAUCCGAUAGCUGAAAUAUCUGACGAAAUGCAAACAUCCCAGAAGGAGACCGACUUAGACUCUAGUGGAGACAGUUACAGUGAUUAUGAAGACGAAAAACAGUUCCGGGGUUUCGAUUGGGAUGCAGAGCAAUCACCUGCCGUUCGUUCUAGUGAUUCUGACUAUGAAAAUAAUGGAUCUAGGUCGCCGUUACUAGAUAGAGCAGCUGAAGUGCGGAUAGUCCGAUCAAAACAUCAUAGUGACAAAAAACACUGUUGCGAACGACAUUCCAAUACAAAGCAUAAUACAGAGUGUUCAAACGAUAAAACGAAACAUGUAAGACUGAAAAAGCUUUCUAAAAAUGAUCAUUACGAAAACAAACGUCUGGAAAGGCAAACUACCUGCGAAUGUAAAUAUAACUCGAAUGGUGAUUACUUUGACAAAGCAAGUGCUAGUUCAAAAGAUUUGCUUAUAGAAAAAUCCAGCUUAGAAUCAAAUGAUAACACUGAUCACGACAAAAAAUCUGGUGAUAAAAAGAUCGUAGAAAAGAAACCUUGGGACCACGAUAUAUCAAAUUCGAGCAGCAGUAGUGAAAACAAUUUAGAUAAGCUGCGAGAAGACAAUAAGCAUGAUAAAAACAUGGCGCCUGAAACUGAAGAAUCGCAGUUGACUUGUGACAGUAAAAGUGCAGAUGAAAGAAGCGUCUACAGUUUAGAUUGGCUCUUUGAAGAAGCGCCACAGGCCAAAAUGGUCUAUUGUAAUGAAGGCGCAUCGUGUGCCAUUCAAGAAGAGGUUCCAUGCCAAAAAGUUGCUAGUGCAUUAGGAGAAUCGUCGUCCAAUGUCCCAAAAAACCUAGGAGCUAUACCAAAGCAGAUUAAAAACUUAGCACGAUCGCGUGCUUCAUCGCAAAAGGAAAAUAAAAAGAAAGAUUCUAGGAAAGAAAAAGAUGAAAAUCAAAAUGAGGAUCGUAUUUUGUUAGAUGCGGUAGAGGCACAAGCUGCUUUGGUUCAAGGCCUUGAAUGUUUAUUUGCGGCAACCAACGCUAACACAGUUGUAAUGCCUGCACCGAAUAGAGAAGAUAGGUCUCGGAGUCAUCGGCAAAGUAUCCGAGGUGAUAGAGAAAGUUCAAACAAAACAAGAAAACGGUCUAUUGAGGAAGUCGCACAAACAUCCACAAACACGUUGCUUCCAACAUCGAUGCCGCUGUUAGCAGCUUUCCUUAAUUCAAGAGUUGAUUUUAUGCCAUGUUGCGCAAAUGAAAACGCACCAUCAGAGCUCGUGCAGUAUGCGGAGGAGGGUCAGAGACUUAGACCUCUAAUGGAUAGGAAUCACAGAAACAGAGUUAGGAAAAUUAAACGUUCUACACGGCAACGCAAUAAUCCAUCCUUACAAAAUAACACUGAAAAAAAAGAAAAGCCGCCUAGUUCAGAAAAUCCAAAUAGCUCAACCAAUGUGCAUUUCGCAACGUCGUUUGAAGACACCAGCGACGGUGCUAUUCACAGGUUUAUGGACGAAUAUGGCAAUUGGAUGUCUUAUACAUUUGACAAGAACAGUUCGGGCAGGGCACAGGCCCAACCUGCCUCUGCACCAGACAAGGAAGAUAAUUUACGAUGUAAUAGAGUGAAGCCUGUAGAUAUUCCCGACUCACAAGAAACGGCUGGUGAAGGGAGUUGUGGCUCGCUCGAAUCGGAAGCAGGAAAUAGUGAGAGCAUAAGCAAAACAAAACGCGGCGAUAGCAUAGACUCUUCAAAUCAGGGUAGUAAUAACCCACUUUUAUCUAGUAAUAACAAUGUAUCAACAGUAGUUCCUAUAAAUACGAAUAAUACUAACAAACGGUUCUAUGUAUUCGACGGUGGAACUGGCUCUCAUAGUGAUCAACCUAGAUCUCCUGUGGCUUAUGUGACUGAUAGUUUAUUAGAGCAAAUCGAAGCGGAACGUCAGUCUCGAAUGGGACUGCCGAGCAUGCAUAUCAACUUCUUGAUGAGCCAACAAAGGGCUCAGCAACAAGUACAACAGCAGGCUGAAAAUUCUUCAGCUAAUGCGCCUAGUCUAAUGCCUUCGAUCGGCGAAGAAACUGUAGAUAUAAACAUAAGAAAUAAAUUUUCGAAACUCAUGGAUGAAAUUGAGAAAGCUAAUCAACCGAAACCAAAGAGCUAUUAUAAAUUCAAAUUAUCUAAGUGCUUGGAAAUUAAAGUGACAAUGGACAGAUUAAAAUUGAUGGCGCUUUUUGACAGGAAUUUAACAUUUAAAGAAACAUUUGUUUCUAUACUAUUGGCUAUCGCAGUUGCAGUUCUCGGUUCAAUGGUAUUGAACCUUGGAUUCUACAAAGAUAUAUACGCCUUCUGGUUUUGUUUCAUUAUGGCGGGUAGUCAGUAUUCUUUGUUGAAGAGUGUUCAACCUGACUCGGCAUCACCCGUCCAUGGAUUUAAUAAAAUGGUGGUAUUUUCACGGCCAGUUUAUUUUUGUUUAUGCACGGCCAUUUUGUGUGUAGUUCAUAAUCAACUGGAACAAAUAACGAUAUCUGAUGAUGAACAUUUAAGAAGCAGACGGAGUGUGAACGAUAAUAAACCAAUAACCGUUUACGGGUUCGAGUUAAACGAACGGGAUUUUUUAUGUGUUAUCCAAGAAAUUCUUUCAAAGUUCCUAUUGUUUUUUCCGCUGGCCUUUAGUUUAGGCCUUUUCCCACAAGUUAAUACAUUCUUAAUGUAUUUACUGGAGCAAAUAGACAUGCAUGUUUUCGGAGGUAAUGCAACCAGUAGCUUGAGCGCCGCUGUAUAUUGUGUAGUGCGCUCCGUAGCUGCCGUAGGAGUCCUGUAUGGAUUUGCAUAUAGCGGCUUGAUUGAAGGAAAGAAGUCCCAGUAUCAGAAACACAAUAUUCUAUUUUCGAUAUUUUGCGGCCUACUCGUUCCAAUAGCGUAUCAUUUAAGUCGAAGUGCAAGCGACUAUACCUUAAUAUGGAAUUUAAUAAAGAAGCAUCUCCUUCCACCGGAACUGUAUGUGAUGCAGCAUCCGGAAUGCUCACCGGAAUCAGAAAAGACUGAAACUAAUCCCUUAAGCGAUGAUAAGAAGAACAAUUCUGAAAGUAACAUCUCUAAGCAAAAUUCAAUAGGUAGUUCUGCGUCUAAGAUAAACUUUAGCUCAGAAACCAAUAUAGCCAAGUCACAAAAACGGUCACAAACGUCUAGUGUUAGUUCAUUAAAAAUGGAUCCCAGGACAGAUACAAUGAAUUCCACUAACUCAUUGAAAGGUGAGCCUCCAACUGAAGCAGAAGAUAAAAGCCGUGAUACAAACACUAAUAAUUCGAAUGCAAACAAACACGAUGCCUCUGACAAGGCAGACGAGGAUAUGGAGGACCCAUUGCCAAAGAAACUUCAAGCGACUGUCAACGCUAGGCUCAAAAAUGACGUCAUAGUAUGCACCUUUCUCGGGUUGUCCGUGUUCGGGCUGCAUUGCACUACUGUCUUCACAACACUUCGACCACAACUUAAUACGGUGUUGUGGAUUAUAGCCGGUUGCCUAGGCUGGGUACUCCAUUACAUCAUACCGCAGCUUCGCAAACAGCAGCCGUGGUUGUGUUUGGCUGGCCCAGUUUUUAGGCAGCAUGAACAUGCACAAUUCGAGGUCACUGAGCCCGCCAGACUUAUGUUGUUUGAGAAGAUCUUUGUGUACCUCAGUUUCCUUGAGCGUAACGUCCUCUAUCCGGCGGUGGUCAUUGCUGCCACUACGCAAGAUGCUCCCGCCAUUGCGGAAAAAUAUGGUGACACAGUUGGCGCGUUGAUCAUUUGUGUUUGUGCGUUAAAAUGUCUCAGAAACGCCUAUUCAGACCCGGACAGCCAGUACCUAAUAUUGGUAUUCGCUGUUCUGAUAUUCCAACUGGAUUUGAGCAGUCAAAAGAUGUCCGAGACGUUCCUCGUCGAUUAUUUCGUAAUGGCCAUCAUCUUCAACAAGGUCUAUGAAUUUCUACUGAAGGUUCAAUUUGUUGUGACGUACAUAGCGCCGUGGCAAAUAACAUGGGGCAGUGCUUUUCACGCAUUCGCGCAGCCUUUCUCCGUACCGCACUCCGCCAUGUUGUUUCUGCAGGCCGUAGUCUCGGCUUUACUGUCUUCGCCACUAACACCAGCCCUCGGGAGCGCCAUAUUCAUGACGUCAUACGUACGACCAGUAAAAUUUUGGGAGAGAGACUACAACACUAAAAGGGUGGAUCAAAGUAACACAAGGCUCUCGUCGCAGUUAGAGAGAAACUUGGGGGCGGAUGACAACAACCUGAACUCCAUCUUCUAUGAACACUUGACCCGCUCACUGCAGCACUAUCUUUGCGGUGAUCUUAUGCUGGGUCGAUGGGGACAGGUGCAACAAGGAGAUUGUUUCGUGCUCGCUUCUGAUUACCUGAAUUGCCUAGUGCAUAUCGUGGAGAUGGGAAAUGGACUGGUAUCAUUUCAACUACGAGGGCUGGAGUUUAGAGGGACUUACUGUCAACAGAGGGAAGUAGAGGCUAUCUCGGAAGGACCGGAGGAAAGUAGUGAGGGCGUGUGGUCGCGCUGGUGGUGCGGCGGGCGGCUGCUGGCGCCGGGCGCGUGGUGGGCGCUGCGCUGGCUGGCCUGGCAGCUCGCCGCUGCGCGAUACGUGCUCGAGGGUUACUCAGUCUCCGACAACAGCGCUGUCUCUAUGCUGCAGGUCUUCGACUUCCGCAAGGUGCUGCUCACCUACUACGUCAAGAGCAUAAUCUACUACACAAUCCAAUCCAACAAACUAGAGGAGUGGCUCUCGUCACCUACAAUAGCUGAGGCCCUGAAGCCGAUGAGCGAACGAACGUUCGUCGAUCUGGACCCAAUUUUCAACGUAAAUUUAGAUGAAGAUUACGAUUUUAGAGCAUCUGGGAUCACUAGGAGCCGGUUCUGCGCGGUGUAUCAAGAGUGGGUGGUGCAGUGCUGUGCGCGGCGCGGCGCUGCGUGGAGGCGGCGAGCUGGCGCGCGCGACUCGCCGCUGCUCACGCUCUGCUUCGCGCUCAGCCUGCUGGGCCGCCGGGCGCUCGCCGCCGCACAGCACCUCUCCGCCUCCAGUGUGGAGUUCUUUCUGUACGGUCUACACUCGCUGUUCAAAGGCGACUUUCGUAUCACUUGCGCGCGAGACGAAUGGGUUUUCACCGACAUGUCGCUGUUGCAGUCUGUGCUCGCGCCAGCUAUUAGGAUGGCGCUUAAGUUGCACCAGGACCACUUCAUGUUUCCUGAAGAGUACUGCAGCCCCGCCGCAUUAUACGCGGCGAUCUCGACGCACGCUCAGCGCCUCGUCAUCUGCCAUGAGGCAGCGCCCGCCUGGCGCUACAACGUGCUGCGCGGCGCUCCGCACCUGCUGGCGCUCCGGCACGUUAUGGACGAAGGUAACGACGACUACAAAAUAAUCAUGCUAAACAAGCGCCACCUUGGAUUUCGCGUGAUCAAACUGAAUCGCGAAUGCGUUCGGGGAUUGUGGGCCGGUCAACAACAGGAGUUGGUUUACUUAAGAAAUAGGAAUCCGGAGAGGGGAUCCAUACAGAACGCUAAACAAGCGCUCCGUAACAUAAUCAACUCAUCGUGCGACCAACCAAUUGGCUACCCCAUCUACGUGUCACCACUGACCACGUCGUAUGCCGACACUUCGCCGCAACUAUGCUCACUGCUCGGAGGACCAGUUUCCGUUACUGCUAUCCGGCAACGGCUAACUGCGCUUUGGAGAAAGGUGCGGCGGCGGUGCGGGGAGGGCUGCUCCAGCGGCGGCGCGUGCGACGUUGUGGCGGCCGAGGCGGGCUCCGCGCGCCCCGCGCCCGCGCCCGCCCCCGCAGGACCCCCUGGCACCGCAGCACUGCAGCUGUCGCGCUCCUCGCUCGCUGGUACCCGUGGAAGCUUAGCUAGUGCGGGCAAACCAACAUCUUCAACCCUGGCAUCUCUUGCUGGUCUCCUCAGGGAACAUUCCCAUGAAAGAACACAAGAAGAAACCUCUUACGCUAGUCAAGACAGUACAGAAGCGCGACGCCGCAGUGAAGAGAGAGGCGGACGUAGGGAGAGAAACAUGCGGGCACGCAGUCAGCCGGGCAACCGGCGGCGCUCACGUGGCAGCGGGUGUGGCAGUGGCAGCGUCGGUGGCAGUGGUGGUGGCAGCGGUGGCGGCGCAGCGUCGUUUCGUUUGCUGGCGGCUGACAGUGCGCGCGCGCAUCUCGCCGACGAACAGGGAUCAAAUGGCUGGGAGUGCGGUUGGAGAGAACAACCGAGGCGAGCGGCGAGUGCUAAGGUGUGCGGUGGAGGGGGAGGCGGCGCGUCGUCGCUGGAGGAGUUGCAGCUGGCGCGCGCGCUGCCCGCCGGCCUGGACCUGUCGCUGCCCGACUGCAAGAUCAUCGCCAACAGGAACGCGGCGCACCACCCGCACAAGAGGUAUUUCUUAAAUGAGGGUACGUCGAAAGACCUAUCGAAACUCAGCAAGGAAAUACGUCACGAGAGGGAGAGUUACAGAGAACUGACCGGACGUUACAUCGAGAAGUCAGAAGCAAUACCCCUGAAAGAGACACACUACUCUGAUCUAUCGAAUAAAGAAUCGAUAUUGAAGAAGGAAACUAAAAAAGAAUCUAAGCCCAAAGAAAUAAAGACUAAAAUAAAACGAUCAGACUCCGGCAGAAGCGAGCUUAAAAUUAAUGUUAGUGUAGGAAGUAAGGUUCUGAUUGUAGAGCCUUUGGGAGUGUACGACUGCAUCAAUCUGGGAAGGAGGAUAGAUGUGCAGUGGCCUUCGGAGAGUCAAAGGGAAAGGGGUGGCAGGAACUUUUGGGGGAGUUGGGUACCUAUGGCUGGAAUGGAUGGAUUGGUGGUCCACAAGUGGAGUCCCAACCACCGCGAUCCCAAGCUGCGUUCACACGUCGACAAGAGCAUCCUUUUACUGCAGAUCGACGACAAGUUUGUGCCCAUCGCCGAGAAUUGUGUGCAGGACCUGGGCGACGAAGUCUGA